Ilex paraguariensis (yerba mate) is the source of this 558-nucleotide messenger RNA. The record is from the annotation of a GenBank genome assembly. NCBI's taxonomy places the organism in Eukaryota, Viridiplantae, Streptophyta, Magnoliopsida, Aquifoliales, Aquifoliaceae.
AUGUCUCUUGUCACAGAAGAGAUCAAAGCCAGUGCCUCAGAGAUGUACUAUGGAGAUGAGAUCUGCCAAGAAAAAUCCAAGUUCUUGCUCACAGAAAUGGGCUUACCAAAUGGCCUCCUACCCUUGAAAGACAUAGAGGAAUGUGGGUAUGUGAAAGAGACGGGCUUUGUUUGGCUGAAACAGAAAAAGAAGUCCGAACACAGGUUUGAGAAGAUCGGAAAGCCUGUUCAGUAUGCAACUGAAGUCACAGCUUAUGUUGAGCCAAACAGGAUCAAGAAGCUGACUGGUGUCAAGACUAAGGAGUUAUUACUGUGGAUAACUCUGAGUGAAAUCUAUGUAGAUGAUCCGCCCACCGGAAAGAUAACUUUCAAGACUCCGGCAGGGCUGUUUCGGUCUUUUCCGGUGUCAGCGUUCGAGAUUGAGGAGGAUGUGAAAGAAGGCAAGGGAGUGGAGGGAGAUAAGGAAGUGAAGGGUAAGGAAGAAGUGGAGGGAGAUAAGAAAGUGAAGGGAGCUGUGGGAGUGAAGGGAAAGGAAGCUGUGGAAGUGAAGGAGGUGUAG